Messenger RNA from Pelodiscus sinensis (Chinese soft-shelled turtle), 2586 nucleotides. Lineage: Eukaryota; Metazoa; Chordata; Testudines; Trionychidae. The record is from RefSeq and is a predicted model, not a curated record.
GGAAACCAGGCCCCCAUGGUCUGGAUCUCCUUGAAGGACCUGCCACUGCCUCGGAAAAGCAGCAGCUGUCGAACCAGCAACAGGAAGAGCCUGAUCCUGACCAGCACGUCCCCGACGCUGCCGCGGCCCCACUCGCCCCUCCCGGGCCACAUCGGCAGCAGCCCCCUGGAUAGCCCGCGGAACUUCUCCCCCAACACACCUGCCCACUUCUCCUUCGCCUCCUCCCGCAGGGCAGACGGGCGCCGCUGGUCUCUGGCUUCGCUCCCCUCAUCCGGCUAUGGAACCAACACGCCCAGCUCCACCGUGUCGGUGAGUCCAGCUCCCUGCUCGUCCCAGGAGCGGCUGCACCAGCUGCCCUACCAGCCUACCAUGGAUGAGCUGCAUUUCCUCUCCAAGCACUUUGGCAGCACCGAGAGCAUCACCGACGAGGAUGGGGGCCGCCACUCGCCCGCUGUGCGCCCCCGGUCCCGGAGCCUCAGCCCGGGCCGCUCCCCCUCCUCUUACGACAACGAGAUUGUGAUGAUGAACCAUGUGUACAAGGAACGGUUCCCCAAGGCUACGGCGCAGAUGGAGGAGAAGCUGCAGGAUUUCGUCAGGGCCUUCGAGCCGGAGAGCGUGCUGCCCCUGGCCGACGGAGCGCUCAGCUUCAUCCACCACCAGGUCAUCGAGCUGGCCCGGGACUGCCUGGCCAAGGCCCGCGACGGGCUCAUCACCAGCGUCUACUUCUACGAGCUGCAGGAGAACAUGGAGAAGCUGCUGCAGGACGUGAACUUGUUAGCCUAUCAAAGAAAGCUAUCAGAUUCGUUUGACAUGAUUUUUGUGAGCAGAAGAAUUCCUUAAUUACUUGCUCCAUUAUCUUUCCUGGCACAGAAGUUAAACUGACUGGAAUUUAACCCGGAGGAGUUUUACCACCUGCUGGAGGCAGCCGAGGAUCACGCCAAAGAGGGACACCUGGUGAAGACGGAUAUUCCCCGGUACAUCAUCUGCCAGCUGGGGCUCACCCGCGACCCCUUCACAGACAUGGUGCAUCUGGAGGAACACGACAGCGGGGGAUCCAACACGCCCGAGACAGACGAGUUCAUGGAGGGCCGAGGAGCCGCCCUGAAACACAAGAAACCGCCAGGAGAAGGGGACUUUGAAACCAUCAAACUCAUUAGCAAUGGGGCCUAUGGGGCCGUGUACUUGGUGCGGCACAAGGAGACCCGGCAGCGCUUCGCCAUGAAGAGGAUCAACAAGCAGAACCUGAUCCUGCGGAACCAGAUCCAGCAGGCCUUCGUGGAGCGCGACAUCCUCACCUUCGCCGAGAACCCCUUCGUCGUCAGCAUGUUCUGCUCCUUCGAGACCAAGCGCCACCUCUGCAUGGUCAUGGAGUAUGUGGAAGAAGCUGGGCAAAGGCUGGGGGGAGUCCGGGUAGUGGAGGAGCAGACGGAGAGAGAAGUAACUGCUGGGAAGGAGCCUGAGUGUGAACUUGCAGGGUGGGGACUGCUCCAGGCUGUCGGGGCCCUGCCCGUGGAGUUGGCACGGAUGUACUUCGCCGAGACCGUGCUGGCGCUGGAGUAUCUGCACAACUACGGGAUUGUCCACCGCGACCUCAAACCCGACAACCUGCUCAUCACCUCCAUGGGGCACAUCAAGCUGACGGACUUCGGCCUCUCCAAGAUGGGCCUGAUGAGCCUCACGACCAACCUGUACGAGGGCCACAUCGAGAAGGACGCUCGCGAGUUCCUGGACAAGCAGGUGGGGCCGCAGGGGGGCGCCUUCGAGGUGAAGCAGCACAACUUCUUCAAGGGGCUCGACUGGGCGGGGCUGCUGCGUCAGAAAGCCGAGUUCAUCCCCCACCUGGAAUCGGAGGAGGACACCAGCUACUUUGACAGCAAGUGCCACCCCCGGGACCCCCCCCCGAUGGUGCUGGGCUCACGCGGUGGCUCCCCCCUGGCCAGCCCGAUGUCGCCUCGCUCCCUGUCCUCGAACCCGUCCUCGCGGGACUCCUCCCCGAGCCGCGACUACUCGCCUGCCGUCACCGCCCUGCGCUCGCCCAUCACCAUCCAGCGCUCCGGCAAGAAGUACGGCUUCACGCUGCGCGCCAUCCGCGUCUACAUGGGCGACAGCGACGUCUACAGCGUGCAUCACAUCGUCUGGCACGUGGAGGAGGGGGGCCCGGCCCACGAGGCGGGGCUCUGCGCCGGGGACCUCAUCACCCACGUCAACGGGGAGCCCGUGCACGGGCUGGUGCACACUGAGGUGGUGGAGCUCAUCCUGAAGGUCAGUGAGAGGGAGAAAGGGGCUGACACCCAGGCCCCGAAGGAUGCAGACCCCCAGGCCCCCAAGGCCACCAACGACCUGGUGCUCCGGCGCGCCCGGCACCAGCAGCUGUCUGGGGAGAGGGAGGAAGGGUCUGACACCCAGGCCCCGAAGGAUGCAGACCCCCAGGCCCCCAAGGCCACCAACGACCUGGUGCUCCGGCGCGCCCGGCACCAGCAGCUGUCUGGGGAGUCAGCGAGCGAGAGGCGCAGCGCCCGGGCCGGGGGCAAGGUCAUCAAAUCUGCCUCCGCCACCGCCCUGUCCGUCAUGAUCCCCGCAGGAUAG